Messenger RNA from Lates calcarifer (barramundi perch), 2083 nucleotides. RefSeq names its product puratrophin-1. Lineage: Eukaryota; Metazoa; Chordata; Actinopteri; Centropomidae. The transcript is spliced from 13 exons. The record is from RefSeq and is a predicted model, not a curated record. Gene Ontology annotation, molecular function: guanyl-nucleotide exchange factor activity. Gene Ontology annotation, cellular component: cytoplasm. The coding region runs from base 235 to 2082 and encodes 615 amino acids.
GUUUAUAAAUGAGCAGGCAGCAUCCCGUCAGCGGGGUGAUCAGACACAGCCGGUGCCGUACGGACACAACAUGGCGGAGCAAGGCGGCGAGCAGACGCGGUCCAGUUUUCCAGUACCGCAGUAAAAGUGCUCAGGGUUUGGCCAGGGCUCUACGUUCAGAGUGAAAGGGCAGUUCGCACAAAGACUACAAGGAGACAACUGCUGUGGAAAUGAUCCCCGAGUGAGGAAUUCGGGAUGAGCCGACACACAACAGACGUCCAGGAGUCGGUGCAGGAGUAUGUCCCCUCCCUGCCGCUGCCUGCUGAUCAUGUGCUCAACUCUGGAGCUGUGUUAUUCCCUGGUGCUUUUGAUCAACAUGGCUGCCCUUUGAUCGUGUUCCCAGUGGAAGGACAAGGCAAACUCUUCUCAGAACUCAGCACAGCAGAAGUGGUGGACUUCAUAAAUUACUUUCUGUGUCUGCACAAUAAGAGGCAGGAGAAGGAGAGCUUGGUGUCGGUGGUGGCUGAUCUGAGGCAUGCCUCGCUUCCUGCUACCAGGUUCAUCGCUGAGACUCUGCUUCUGCUUGAGUUGCACAAGCGGACAGUCCACAGUGUAUACAUAAUUCAGCCCAAAAAGAAGGAUGUUGUCAAGCUAUUGCUGAAACUCUUGGCUCCAGCAAGGUGUCAUGCUGCCUCUUUCAAGAAAGUCUUCUUGAAAGAAAUCUCGGAGCUCUCCACCUACAUUGACCGAAGCCAGCUAACAGCAUCGUUGGGUGGCUACCUUAUUUACUGUCACCAGAGCUGGGUUGCCUUCAUUAAGGAGAUUGAUGCGUUUGUCCAGGAGUUCCUGUCUGUGGUCCAGCGGCUGCCCUCAUGUAUCUCCACUCUGCAGGCUCUGUCCCGGCUGCCACUGCCCACCACCUUCAGAGAGCUCCAAUGGUUCUGCUCCACCAAUGAGGCCAAGUUCCAGCAGCUCAGGAGGGAACUGGGGUUGGAUGAGCUGCUGAGGCACUGUGAGAGUGUAGUGGAGAAGCUGCGUCACCCUGAGAAAGAGCUGUGCUACCAGGAAAUGGCUGGCACUGCCCUCUUCACCCACACCACCUUCGACAUGCUCCAGAACCACAGCAGGAUAACUGCAGCUGUGGAAAAAGUGGAGCUGCUGUGGCAGCAGGCCUUUUCUCAGGCCCGUCUGCAGCUGCAGGUGUUUCAGCUGCGAGAGGAUGCACUGCAGGUCACAGAGCAGAUUGAAAUUCUUCUUCAAGAGAAGCUCCAGCCUUAUAAAAUAGAGAUCGCCAAGGAUGCUGCUAAGGCAGCAAUGUUGGUGUCGCAUUUUGAGGCGUCCAUUCACACUCCUGCCAUGGCACUUGUUCGCCGUGCUGAAGACGUGAUCCACACGUUAGCAGAGAUCCUGCCUUUUGAUGGUCAGAGCCGGGAGCGCUGGGCCCUGGAUCUGGAGAGGCUGAAAGAGAAACUCUGCUCUGCUGUGCACUUCAUUUUCCAAACCCUCAGAGCAGUUUCCAACUACCAUCACUACUUCAACAAGGCCAACAGCUGGUACAGUCUGGUCCUCUGUGAGAACUUCCUCCAGGAGCUCCUGUCAGGUGUUAAUGUAGAUGGUGUUCCCACACAGCAGCAGAGGAGGAACUGGGGGUCAGUUCCUGCAUGGAGGCACAAACUGUCCACUUUUCUAAAGAAGAACCCUCCCCCACAUAUGGAAGAGCUGGUUCAUCUGGCUCAUCUGUCUAAUGUCAUCCCAGAUGAUGCAGUCCAUCAGGCGGGCAAGCAGAUGUCUCAGCGGUGCAUGACCCUGAGGAAACUUCUGAUUUCUUCAGGACCUGUGGCUGUGGGUCACCUCCAGCAGGCCUUACAGUGGCAGUAUGAGUUGUUGUGGGGCAGACAGUUAAAUCAGUCCUCUGCUGACAGUGCUACAAACAGAACAGCCAAGGAUGUUCAAGACAGACCUUCAGAAUCCGAACUCUCUAAAUGUGAAAGUGGUAAGGAAGCAGCAAGUCCUCUUGGAACUUCUCCUUCUACUGCAGUUUCUGGGAUGGUGUCAGCUGAGGGCAAACCCCCCUCCCUCAGCUCAUUUGACUCAGGCUUUUGAU